Molecule: messenger RNA, 3397 nt
Organism: Acanthochromis polyacanthus (spiny chromis)
Lineage: Eukaryota; Metazoa; Chordata; Actinopteri; Pomacentridae
Gene: spata6
Product: spermatogenesis associated 6
Exons: 12
Coding region: 58-1416 (452 amino acids)
Biological process (GO): spermatogenesis
Molecular function (GO): myosin light chain binding
Source: RefSeq, a predicted model, not a curated record
GCAACAUCCGCUCUCUGACUGUUACUGUUAUGACAACAAACUAUAAAAGUUGGAUGAAUGGCUUCGAAGAAGAUGCAGCAGCGGCGGGUUUCCUCCUCUGAAGUGCCGCAGAAGUGUCUGAAAUGCUCCGUACAGCUGAACAUCCAGGCAGUCACAUGCCCAGGAGUGCUGCUCACUAAGAAGAAUGAUAUCUACCUCAGUGUGUGCAUCAUGGGCCAGUACAGGAAGACCCCCUGUUUGCCGCCGGUCUUCCCCUUACGCUUUCUGCACAAAAUGUUUUUUGUCAAGACUUUCCCCGGCGUUGUUGACCCUGCUGAUGUAGCCGACCUCCUCGAAGCUGACACCACGUCUUUUGAGCUGAUUCAGUCGGUGCCUCCAGAAGGUGAAAUCUUAGCCACAAUGAAGGAAAGCAGCAGAAAUUUCCUGUAUCCCGGUCCCACACUGAGCUCCAGAGAAGGAGCUGCAGAGAGAGAGAUGCUGAUGAAAAGAUCCUCCUCCUUCCCCGGAAUCUCCCCAAAAGUGGAGUUUACCACAACAUCAGUCAUAGAGGAGAGUGAUGGAGGAGACAGCUGGACCGCCUCGCCUAAUUCUCUUUCUCCAGUGAGGCCAUCUUCAACCCCAGCAGAAAAGUCUUCCAGUGGGCAUUUUUCCAAAACAGAUAAUUUGAACCGUGCCUCUGUGAGAGGUGGGAAGGAAAAGCUAAAUGUUGACACUGGAACUGCAAACUCUGCAACAUCCAGACGCCGUCCCGUUUCAUCCUCAUCUGGCUGCAGCCCUCAGAAAAGCAAGAAGGAAAGAAAACACACUGCGACCAGACUUUCUGUGGACUCUGGCUACCAGCAGCCCACAGUUUCCUCCAGGACACGAGCCCUGUCGCCUUACACCCACCGCAAGAUGUGCCAGCUUUCUGAGGACGCCAGGCAGAGGCUCCACCACCUCCAUCUGGGGCCUCACCGCUUCAGGAAGGAGACCGAGAGCCAGCCGCCCUUCCUGGUCUCCCGUUGCAGUAACGUCUCCUGGAUGGAAACGCCGUCUUCCUCUGCAGGAAAUACUAGUUUACAUCGACGCUCCGCCAGCUUCUCUGCCGAUCACACAGAUUCUUCCCUCCACGGGAGUUACAGACCAAGAACAACCAGAGUGGAAUCGGGUUCUGUGAAGGUUCAGUCGCCUCUGGAGACCCCGGCUAAACACGAACCGAAGAUCAAAAGCCCUGCGAGGGGUUCUGCCUCGGCUCAGUCCAGCCCGGUGCUGUCACACUCCAGAAGUCCUCUGAAUGUCAGCGGCCAUUCCCUCAGAGAAAGGUUUCAGACCAGUCAGCCCAGUCCGUCCUACUGGGAGCAGAUCCACAGUCGAGUCCAGAGGAUCCUGCAGACCCACAAAACCAAGUGGGAUGAACAAAUGAGCUUUGACCUUUAACCUGCCGUUCUGAUCACAAAGUGACCAAAUAUUUAGGAGUUUUCACUGUUAAACCAGCUGCACUAAUAGUCUUUUACCUUCAGUAUUCCAUUUGUAUCGAGGCUACAGACAUUAACACGCCUUAACCUCGAGAUUUUAUCGCUCUGUGAGUGGAACCGGCUCACACAUGUGUCUUAAUUUAUCUCCCUUUCAUGUUCAUGUAAAUCUCAAACCUCCCCAUCGUGCGCUGAGCAGCGUCAGCCGCCGUCGCUCUUUGAAAAGGCAGGAAAUUUGCAGGGGUUACAUUCAAAAGCGUAGCAGCAGCAGCAGCUUCCCUCCCACCCAUCAGCUGGGCUGUAUUUUAAAAUGCCCCGAUGGCGAAACCAAACAGAGACGUCGUCUAAUUUCUCCAAAGCUGUGUGUGAAAUUGGCUCGGGUAUAAAGAGCCAGUUUUUUUCUUAAAGUGUGUGUGUGGGAAGGAGACGUAGUGGAUGUAAGCUGCAGCUGUUAAGGGCUCAUCUCUCACAACACAAAGGAGAGACAAGAAGGUAGCCAAGAGCCACUGCUGGGAGCCAGGAGCUACAAGAGACUGAGGAGAUUUGAGGGAGAGGAGGAACAAAAGUAAUCCUGAAUGAAAGAGCAGGAGACACAAAGAGAUUUAGCCCUAACAGGAACCAAAAGACAGUUUCACAGAGACCUCUUCUGUGCUGAAAAUCAGAACUACGUGUGGUGUUUGUGCCACUGAGGUCCUCUAUGUGAUCAUUCUGCCACAGCAGCAGUCAAACCUUUCAUCAUGGCUAAUAAAACGAAGCGCAGCAGCGUUAUGAGCUCUCCUCACAAAUUAAUACUGAAUCACACUAAAUGUAGGCGAUGUUUUGUGUUUUGCAGCCGGGAACACAGUAAAUCAUCACCUUUUAUUUGACUGAAGUGUUACUCUCUGGCUAUAUGUGCAGCAAUUAUCUAAUUAAUGAUCAAAUGAAAUUCUUCUCAUAUUGUGCUCAGAGACAGAGGAAAUAUAUCUUCUUUUUAAUAAAUCAGACGCACAUCUGUAUCCUGACGCCUCAUUUCCACAGUUCUGUGUUCAAAUCAACCAGAUCCAUUCAUUCCUAUGAUCUCUGAUACGUUUGCGACACUCCUGCUUCUGUUUACUUCGUUUUUCAGUCUCGAAUUUCCCUUGAGUAUUUUGAAAACUUUAACUUUUGCCGUGGACUGGACUGUGUAUGACAGAAAGUUGGAUAAAUUAAGUAGCUAACAGGCUAUUUGGUUGUUUGAAUAUGUUGACAGUCAAAUCAUCUGCAUGUGUAAUUGGAAAAUAAGCUAGUUUAGCCCAUGCUAGCUUAUUUUGCCACAUGUGGAGCUGGUUUAGUGUAAUGUAUUGUGACAGGACGAUAUGUUUAACUAAACCGGCUCCACAUGUGGCAGAAUAACCUCCUCACAUGUAUUAUUGGUUCUGUUUUAGUGUCAGUAAUGCUUUGUGCACAUAUUCUGUAAAAACUGGUAACCUCUGACUAUCCUUUCAUCUGUAAUCAAAUCCUUUUCCUUGCAUUAAACACCACAAGACACAGUCUGAGUAUUCCACACGUUGACAAACUAUGUGGAAAUGAGGUGUUAACUUCAAUUUGUAAUGUUUUGUCUGCCACUCAUAUUUACAGCUGCUAAUGUUUCACUGUGCGAAGUUUUGUGUUCUUUUUAGUCACAUCAUCUGAUGAUUUAAUCAUGCUGUAGGAGGAGCUUUUAUUUAAAUUAUGACCAGUUGGAUUUUACACAAACAGUGUGAGACAAAAAUAUUUCAAUGUUCAAUUGAUCCCAUUUAAUUUUUAUAGUAUAAAUUCCAGGUUCAUUUGAGUUAAUAAAAAGGUCAAGUUAAAGUUGUAAAUAUAAGCAUGUACAUCAUAUUUACUAUACAAAGUAAUGACUGUUUAUUACUAAAUCACGCCGACUCUGAUCGUCUGUUUCACACAAUCAGCUUCCUGAUGUUCACACACUCAUUCAGUCUUUAUAA